GAGAUGCAGGGUAUGCUCAUCGAGAGCCUCGCUACCUCUCGCGCCUCUUCGCUCCCAGCGUCCUCUCUGUACACCGCGAUGAUGUCCAGUCGGCCCGCGCUGAAGGAGUACCAGAGCUCACGGCACGAGGGCCUGAUGGACAAGAAAGAGUGGGUAGGCGCCAUCGAGGACGUGCUCGAGGCUGGGUGCUCGUCUAGUGGUGUCUUCGGGAAGGUGGAAAGUAGUCUCAAGGACACCGACCAUCAGCUGGAAGCUCAGUGGUUCUACGUGCCUGAGAAGGACGAGGACCAAGAGCGUGCGAUGCUCAUCCGGAGCAUGAUGCCCCGUCCGGGGAAGAGAAAUGAGACGAAGAAAUCCAAGCAGUAUUACUGGCGCCCGCUCGGCAAGAUCUCCAGGUGGGAUCCCGAGGACGAUUUGUAG
This is a messenger RNA of Fomitopsis serialis, 420 nucleotides long. RefSeq lists its product as uncharacterized. The record is from RefSeq and is a predicted model, not a curated record. Lineage: Eukaryota; Fungi; Basidiomycota; Agaricomycetes; Polyporales; Fomitopsidaceae. The annotation marks the transcript as partial. The transcript is spliced from 2 exons.